Molecule: messenger RNA, 411 nt
Organism: Verticillium alfalfae VaMs.102
Lineage: Eukaryota; Fungi; Ascomycota; Sordariomycetes; Glomerellales; Plectosphaerellaceae
Product: GTP-binding protein
Exons: 2
Coding region: 1-411 (136 amino acids)
Cellular component (GO): cytoplasm
Molecular function (GO): GTP binding; ATP hydrolysis activity
Source: RefSeq, a predicted model, not a curated record
AUGAACAACAGGAAACUUCCCCGCGCGAUAGGCUACCUCCAGAUCCCGUGUGCGUGUGCGCGGCACGGCGUGUCGGAGAGGUGCAAGCCCAACUACGGCUCGUGCGUCGAGGGCACGCGGUCGGUGCCGAUUGAGCUGCUCGACGUGGCGGGCCUGGUGCCGGGGGCGCACCAGGGCAAGGGGCUCGGGAACAAGUUCCUCGACGACCUGCGGCACGCGGACGCGCUGAUCCACGUCGUCGACGCUAGCGGCACGGUGGACGCCGAGGGCAAGGAGACGCGCGGGUACGACCCCUCGGUGGACAUUGCCUGGCUGCGCAGCGAGAUUGUGGCGUGGAUCAAGGGCAACCUGUGGGAGAAGUGGGGGGAGCAUCCGGCGGCGGCACGUAGCCAUCAAGGCGACGGCGGUUGA